This is a messenger RNA of Symbiodinium necroappetens, 831 nucleotides long. Lineage: Eukaryota; Dinophyceae; Suessiales; Symbiodiniaceae. The record is from the annotation of a GenBank genome assembly.
AUGGUCCUUUCAGGCUUUCGCUUUUUGGCCCUGCUCAGCUUGGCAAGUGCUGACCGUCACGAUGUGCAGCAACAGCGCGAAGCCGAGCGCGAAGGAGAGCAGGCGCAGGUUGUUCCGCGUCCGAUCAGCCGCGCACUGCAAGCGGCGCAGAGGAAAGCACAAGCGAACCUUGACGCCUUCGUGAAAGCCGAAGCUGCUGCCAAUGUCGCGAAGGUCAAGCAAGAGGAGGCUGCCUCAGAACGAAUGUCGAAGAUGGAGGAGAAGAAGGCUAAGACGAUCGCAAGUCAGGCUCAGGUCGAGAGGAGCCGCCAGGCAAUGGCUGAUGCGGAGAAGGCGGCGGCUCAGCAUAUGGCCAACACCAGUGAAUUCGAGGACGCACUGGCGCAGUGGAACGCCCUCAGUCAAGAAGUGGAGGGAAUGGAGAUGAAUGUCACCAUGAAGGAAGAAGCGAUGGCGGCAACUCUUGCGCAAAUGAAGAAGCACCUUGAAGCUCUGAAAGACGCGCUGGAUGGCAAGAAAAGAGACCGAGACGCGGCCGAGCAGAGCAUGAUGGAAAAGAAGAGUGUGGUGCUUUCCGCCAACAAGUUGAAGGCCGAUGCGGCGGAGGAUGCAGCCAAGGCUGAGCAGGCGGCGCAACAGCUGCAGAAGGAGCUCCUUGCCGUCCGUUACGGCAAUCACGGGCACUUAGCCCUCAGCAUGGCAUCUUUUGGACCGCCGCUGCUGUGUUCCGGUUAUGCCCUGCUCAACGACAAGGCCUUCCUUCGUCAGAACGGUGGGGCUUGGCGGCUUGAUAAGCAAGGAAUCGAUUUUCCAAGUCUCAAUGUCAAGUGA